AUGGCCCUUAAUCCCCAUCUUUGCGAGGAUAAACAACUUUUGAAUUGGCUCAACCGACUACUUCUUUCGGAAUAUGAGCGAAUUGAGAAUCUGAAAAAUGGCGCGGCCUAUUGUCAAUUGAUGGACAUGCUGUUCCCGCAAUCCUUGAUCAAUUUGCGAGAAGUUUUCUUUUCAACCACAUGCCCUAGAGAAAGCCGGAAAAAUUUAAAAUUAUUUAGCAAGGCUUUGGAGAAAAUGGACAUAAAGAGAGAAUUGCCAGUUCUCGAGCUGAUUCGUGGCAAUCACUCACAAAAUCUGCAACUCCUCAAAUGGUUUAAGUCCGUCUACGAUCUGAACUACACGGGCCGCAAUUACGACGUUUUGAAAGAGCGGAACGGAUGUCGCAUGGGUUACAUAGAGAAGGAGAAGCUCGAGUCGGCUAGCACUCAACAAAUAGCAUCACCAAAAUGCACGGUGCCCAAAGCCAAGAUCAGUUCGGUAAAAGAUGUUUCGCACGAGCCGGAUAACCUGACUACUGCAGAGAAGGUUGUCUUAUUGAAGGCCAAGGCGCAAAAGGCACGUGAGGAGUUGAAAAGGAUGGAAGCAACUCGUGACUAUUAUAUCCGUAAGCUGAAGUACGUCGAGCAGCUAUGCAAUUUAUUUGAAUCGCCAUCGCAGCAGCGCCAAUUAAUCGAUGUUGUGACCAAAACUCUUGCCGAAAUUGUCAUGGCUGCCAACCGCGACGAAGAGCAAUAA
Molecule: messenger RNA, 735 nt
Organism: Drosophila willistoni
Lineage: Eukaryota; Metazoa; Arthropoda; Insecta; Diptera; Drosophilidae
Product: microtubule-associated protein RP/EB family member 2
Exons: 1
Coding region: 1-735 (244 amino acids)
Biological process (GO): protein localization to microtubule plus-end; spindle assembly; regulation of microtubule polymerization or depolymerization
Cellular component (GO): microtubule plus-end; microtubule organizing center; cytoplasmic microtubule
Molecular function (GO): microtubule plus-end binding
Source: RefSeq, a predicted model, not a curated record